Phlebotomus papatasi is the source of this 4090-nucleotide messenger RNA. RefSeq lists its product as uncharacterized. NCBI's taxonomy places the organism in Eukaryota, Metazoa, Arthropoda, Insecta, Diptera, Psychodidae. Gene Ontology annotation, biological process: RNA processing. The transcript has a single exon. The record is from RefSeq and is a predicted model, not a curated record. Gene Ontology annotation, molecular function: mRNA binding. Gene Ontology annotation, cellular component: nucleus. The coding region runs from base 1481 to 3610 and encodes 709 amino acids.
GCUUUCAGAGUCGACGUGGUGCGCGAAAAUGUUGAUAGAGUGGUGGAUGGUGGGAGUUGAGGAUAUAAAACCGGCACGAAUUCAUUGCACUAUUUCAGUCUUUCAAUUAUUUCGAGUAGUGUAGAGGCACGCGAAGAGCCACCGAAUUUUCUGCACAUCAUUUUUGUUAUAUAUAUAUUUCUCAGCAAGAUCACGAAGGUGUCUAUUGAAGAGAUCAUUUAGGAGCUGCAGCAUCCCAGAGAGCCUCAAGAUCCGGUCUAAAGUUGAUGAUCAUUGUGAGAGUGAUUGGAUUAUAGUGAUAAAAAAACGUUAAAUUUGAAUUUGUUAAAACCAGAAUUGUGCUUGGACAUUGAGAGACAAGUUUAAAAGAAGACGAGAAGUCAGUGGUGGUUCUGUGGUAGAAAAGUUAAAGCUAGGUCCUUGGAUCCCUGACAAAGGAGAGUGGCAGUAGCUGACUUUUUGCUAAUUAAAAAAAAAAGAAUUUAAAAAAAUUAAAAAAAGAAAUAAUUUGAAAGAGAAAUCCAAAGUUACCAACAAUCUUAAACCGAUUUGCAGUUUGAAGAGUUAAAAAAAAGAAAGAAAAACCAAGAGUGAAGCAGAGCACAUUUUGCCAGAUCUUUUUGAGAAAGAGAGAGAUCACUUAUAAGAAAAUCAUCAACUUGAGACCCAAAGUCGUCACGACACAGUGGAAAAUAAUCGCAAGAGAAAAGGCCGUCAAGUUCAGCGAGAAAAAGAAUUGUCUGUACGAAAUCGCAUGGUUAAAGGUUCGAGAAAAGAAAGACUUUGAGUACCUUUUUUUUCUACAUCUCUCUUCGUCUUGGCUGAAAAAUACAAAAGAGAAGCCCAAGAGGUAUAUAAAUUGUGAAAGUGCACGAUUUAGUUACACUUCUACUGCUGCAUACACCAUAAACACAAUAAUUUAUUUAUAAAAUAACCUUUUUUUUGCUCGGUGUGCCUGAAAGAGAAAAAGUAAGAGACUCUAUAAAACUUCCAGUAUUAAUAAACCAUAACUAAUAGAAGCAGAAAAGAGAAAGAAAUUAAAAUAAAACAAAAAAAAAUUUAUGGAAAAAAAGUUAAAAACAUAAAUUACACUGACUUAGCACGAAGUGAAACAAUUUUUCGGGCAAAGGAGAGGUAUAUUAUAGUCAAAAGAUAGGUGGGAGUUGCUUUGAGGAAUCAUUAGAAAUAAUUAGGGUGUAAUUUAAUUAAUUGAAACAGUGAUAAUUGGCUGUGUGGAAUUGUUACUAUAUAUUUUUUUGUUAAUAAAAUAAAAUAAAAGAGGCAUUAGGAAAGAAAGGGUGGAAUUCCUCGAAUUUUCAACGCUAGAUUAUUGUUAAAUUGAUCGCAAUAUAUUGCUGAAUCUCACGAAUUAACUGGUACAUUAAGUAGAAAUUAGCCAUACUAUUUGCUUAGGUAUUUUAAUAGAUAGACUCUGUUUAAUUUUUUUUCUCUGUUGGAGGGAAGAGGAAGCGAUAGAAGAAUGUCUUCACCAGGGAAAGACUUAAAUGCAAACGUCGUGCCAAUUACACUGGCUGUUCCAGUUGGGCCUCCGGCUGUGCCUUAUGAUGUGGAAACACCUCAACCAGUCCCCAAGGAUACCAAGGAGGAGUGUGAACUGAUAAAUUUACAUGAUGAUCCUGCUGAGGAUCUCGCAGAGAUUGAAUGUGAGAGAGCAGAUGAAGCGAAAGAAUUGGAGGAGAUCCCACUGGACUAUGAGGAAGAGGAACACGAUAGUGUAAGUCCACUGAUGAUGGAUAAUCAUACGAUUCUCGAACACCAUGAAUCCUACAAGGAGCUCGAUGAGGGAAGCUUUGAGGAAGAUGAGGAUGUCCAGGUGUUUGAGCCACGACGAAAAACUCAUAUGAAGCACUCAGACACUAAAGACUCAAUCAGCUCAAUCGAUAGCGACUUAUCCCUUUCAUACGAUCGUCACACUGUUCAGGACACUCAGCAUCUUCAAAACUCAGAUUCCCUCUCCUCAGAUGAGAAUGCCAAGGAUUCAGGAUGCGAAGUUACCAAGAGGCAAGCCGAUGAUGACGAAAAGAAAGAUCAGGAUGAGCCCCCCAUUGAGAUCCCCAACGAUGAGAUGUGCGAUAAAAUCAUUGAACAAGUUGAAUUCUACUUCUCCAAUGAUAACAUCCUCAAGGAUGCCUUCCUCCUCAAACAUGUACGUCGCAACAAGGAAGGUUUCGUCAGUCUCAAGCUCGUAUCCAGCUUCAAGAGAGUCCGACAGUUAGUCAAGGACUGGAGAGUCGUAGGAUAUGCCAUCAAAAAGAGGAGCCAAAGGAUCGAACUCAAUGAUCUGGGAACAAAAAUCCGUCGCCUCGAACCCCUACCCGUGUACGAUGAAACAACUCCCUCACGAACUGUCGUGGCUACAGAUCUUCCCAUCAGUCGCAUGACCAUCGAGAGGGUGUUCGAUCUCUUUUCCAAAUGUGGUGAAAUCGCCCUGGUGCGCAUCCUCCGGGUUGGUGGACCCAUCCCAGCAGAUGUUCGUCAGUUCAUUAACAAAUACCCCGAACUGCAGCACAAGGAGUGUGCCCUGAUUGAAUUUCUGGAAUCUCAAUCGGCACGAAAUGCUCAGGCUAUGCCUGGGAUGACGGUGUUGGAGAUGGUGGCGCCCAAAAAGAAGACUGGCAAGAAGGCGCAAGUCACUCGCCUGAUUGAGAACUGCAAGUCCACCGAAGCCGAUAUGGAGAGAAGUCGAGGCGGAGGUGCUGAGGACUCUUUCGCCAAAUACCGUUUCAGGCGCACCCAAUCAGGAUACUACUCCAAGCCUGAUCAGCCUGUUUAUGUGCCACCCAUGCGAAAGAUGGCCUACAACAAUGAGAAUUAUGAUCAUUUCAAUGUUCGCCGUGGAAGUGCUGGAGCCUUCCAGCCCCUGGCUCCGGCAGAUAUGUCACCACCAAUGCAGACACCUAUGCAGAUGCCUCAGAUGCAACCCAUGCAUCCGAUGCAGCCCAUGCAACCGCCUCCAAUGGCGUUCAGUCGAAACAACUCCCUCUGCUCCGAUGGCUACUCCAGUGCUUGUACGGAUUCUCGUCGAGGAUCUCAGUGUUCGGAUUUAUCCAGGCGCUUGUCUAACUGCUCAAUUGGCUCUCGGAGAUCUUCAACUUGCUCCGAGUGCUGCCCCAAUUGCUCCAGACGAACAUCCCAGUGUUCCAAUCCAAUGGAUCCCUAUCGUCGCUUGUCGCAGUGCUCAGAACAUGGAUCACCUCGUAAAUAUUCCCUGGGGCAGACCUUUGAGAGGCGCCCCUCAAACGGUACUGUAGAGACCAACUGGCGCCUUCCUGAGGAUCGCGUAGCUGAAUCACCAGUGAGUCCUCGCAAGUUCUCCAAUGGCUUCGAUCCCAUGAGGAAACUUUCAGCCGGAGCUGAGGAAUAUAUCAAUGGCAGGAGAAUCUCUACGGACAGUGGAUACGAUCGUAAGCACUCAAUUGGAUCAGAUUGUAGUGCUUCACGAUCACGAAGCGGAAGCUUCAUCUGUGGCGCUCACAAUCCUCCCAUUCAGGAACAGCAGAUGAUCGUACGAUCACCAGUGGCUCCCGAUGGGACAAGAGGCUUCGCGGCAAGAACUCGAAAAAUGGGUCAAAUACUGCCACCCGUGUGAAGAUCACUGAUUACGACGUCCCACCGUCUGCUUCGCAAUUCAAGUCCGCCUUCUCAAGUAAUUUAUUAGACCAAUCGCUUCCCUAUCCCCCUCAAGAUACAGGUUAAGAUAUUAUUACUUAUUAACUGAUUGAGCUAAAAUUUGCCUCUAAUCACUAUUUUUUAUUGGAGAAAUUGCUGCAACAUUAUAUUUUAUUAUUAUUCUAUUCUUUAUUUAAAUAAUUUUUAUGUCGAGAAAGUCAGAAUAUCUGAUGGGCUUGUCCCUGAUAGCAUAAAGAAAGAGAUUGAUUCUCAAUUUUUUUUUAGGAACAGAACCUCGAAAAGAAAAUAUUUGAAAUAAUAUUUAUUAUGAUAGAGAAACCUUGUUAUUUGCAUAAGAUCGAUUGUAAGGUGUUUAAAUGUGAGACCAUUGUCAGUAAGAAUUGUUAUUGAUUUUGUAGAGAGAGACUUGUAAUAUUAAAAAAAAAUAUUUCAAUUGAAA